Xenopus laevis (African clawed frog) is the source of this 1878-nucleotide messenger RNA. RefSeq names its product nerve growth factor L homeolog (gene ngf.L). The transcript has 3 exons. The record is from RefSeq and is a predicted model, not a curated record. Gene Ontology annotation, cellular component: extracellular region; axon; dendrite. The coding region runs from base 549 to 1247 and encodes 232 amino acids. NCBI's taxonomy places the organism in Eukaryota, Metazoa, Chordata, Amphibia, Anura, Pipidae. Gene Ontology annotation, biological process: neuron projection morphogenesis; nerve development; modulation of chemical synaptic transmission. Gene Ontology annotation, molecular function: nerve growth factor receptor binding; signaling receptor binding; growth factor activity.
CUUUCCCAUCACUCUAGGGGUUAUUAUCAGCUUUCCUCGUGUAGAUUAAGAGAGGACGAAUAAGAUAUUUACGUUAUGAUGGACUAAAGCGAUGAGUUUCCUUUCUAUAACUAAUUCCCUAAACUCUUCUAAAACUGAAAUUUCCCUAGAUGUGCUGCACAGGAACAAAAAAAAGAGAGAGAAGAAUGUGAAACACACCUGGUUCAUUUCAGAAAGGCACUAGGACCUAGAGGAAAUGUACUGCCUUAUGAGUCAGCCUUAAUACUGGAGCUCCUGAAACCAGUGAAUGAGAACAGACAUGUGAAUGGCUCAGCUGGGUUUCAAAGCAUUUUGUGGACUAGGAUACAAGAGGCUACAAAAUAACUGGUUUAGCCAGGAUUUUACCUUCUUGUGAUCGUCAGACACUCUGCAGCACAGCAAAGCUCCAUCUGGACUGCACUACGUACAGAUGGUAUGCUGGGCCUCAACUCAGCUCAGCGUUUGACCGCAAUAAAGGCCUCUAUAACAGAGCAGCUUUCCGUUCUGUACAACCAAAGGUGGAUAGAGUAAUGUCCAUGUUGUACUACACUUUGUUUCUCAUCACAAUUCUCAUCAGCAUACAGGCUGCACCAAAGACCAAAGACCAUGCACCAGCAAGGUCUUCAGCAAAAUCCCGAAUUCCUCAUCACACACAUCGAACUAAGUCUCUUCACCAUUCACAUGGAAAACUAGAGGCCAAAGAGUCUUCAUACUUUCGCAAUGUCACAGUGGACCCAAAGCUUUUUAGAAAAAGGAAAUUUCGAUCUCCACGAGUUUUGUUUAGCACCCAACCACCUCCAUUGUCUGAAGACAUCCAAAAUUUGGAAUACUUGGAUGAUGAGGAAUCUCUCAACAAAACUAUUCGGGCUAAGAGGACAGUGCACCCAGUUCUGCACAAAGGGGAGUACUCUGUAUGUGACAGUAUCAGUAUGUGGGUUGGGGAAAAGACUACAGCCACUGACAUCAAGGGCAAAGAGGUGACUGUGUUGGGAGAAGUAAAUAUAAACAAUAGUGUUUUCAAACAGUACUUUUUUGAGACCAAAUGCAGGGACCCAAAGCCAGUUUCAAGCGGAUGCCGUGGGAUUGAUGCAAAGCAUUGGAACUCUUAUUGUACCACCACGCACACCUUUGUCAAAGCAUUAACAAUGGAAGGGAAGCAAGCAGCAUGGAGAUUCAUACGGAUUGAUACAGCAUGUGUCUGUGUGCUAAGCAGGAAAGGUCGAACCUAAGUGAAAACAUUCUUGCCAUCCCAUUUUCUCCCCACCCCUACCUCAGCCUGUAAAUUAUUUUAAAUUAUAUGGACUGCAUGGUAUAUUUAUAGUUUAUACUGCAAAAGAGAGACAUUAUUUAUUAUUAAACAAUUUUUAAAAUUCUGUGUUUGUGAUCUUUCAAGCCUAGUUUAACUUUCAGUUUUUUUUUACAGAUAUAUUAAAAACAAAGUGACCCUGAGUUCUUUCUAUUCUGUAUAAAUGUAUACGUAGCUUAUACACAGGGAGUAUUGAAAAAAAAUCCUUUUAACUUAAUGAAUUAUGAGAAUGAGACUUGACUAUAUAGGGAUCUGAACAUUAUCAUUGGAAUUAAUGUAACAAUAACAUAUAUUUUGCUGCAAGUGCAACAUAUGCAGAUAGAGCAAGCGUAUCUUUAGUAACAUUGGUUUCUGACUGAAUGCUGUGCUGUGUGCACCAUCAGUAAAGUUUGCUCCAUCUAAAGUUAUUUGUAUGUUAAUAAAAGUUAAAUGUAUUUUUAUGAUUGACACAAUUAAAUCCUACUUAACAUGACAUAGAGAUUUAAAGGAGAACAAAAGGCCUCACCUUAUCCUGUGUUUGCAAGUGGUUCCUCCAUUGACCCACAUCAUUUUUG